UCCGCUGUCGGUGUCCCUCGUCGUCGUCCGGUUCUUGCUCUCGCCUGUUUCCUCCAACUUGUCCCUCGACUGUACCCUCGGCUCUUCGACGGCUGCACCCCUCCUGAUACUAGGCUUGCCUUGUAUCCGCAUCUGGUCUGCCGACCUUGUUUGUGUACCUGUUGUACCUUCGCACGACAGCCACGACCACCCUCCGUCACACCCUCGGCCACGACUUCCCAUCCUCCUUCCUUCCCAUCCUCCAUCCAUCCCACCCCACCUAACCCUCCACGAUGGGUCUCAAAGCAAAGUACGCGCCCGAGACCUUCUUGUCGAAUCCGCAGAGGUUGCGGAAGUAUGCAAUCUGGUCCACCGUCAGCACUAUCAUCGUCAGCCUCGCGGCAGCGGCGACUGGAUGGGCGAUGAUUGCUACUGGUGACCGCCAUUUCAUGCGCUCCGAGCCCGGCUACUUCUACGUGCAGGCGCUCAUGUUCACGUUCAUGUUCCUCGCGAAUGCGCCCGGCCCCUACACCCUGCGCACCUCGCACCGCACACACAUCCAGUACGCCUUCUUCGCCGCGUUCGCGCUCGCGCUCGUCUCGCUCCCCGUCGGGUGCUACGCGCUGGGGAAGGCGUUCAAUCAUAAGACGCGGGAUAACUUUUUGGACGCGUGCAUUGGGUGGGAUUUCGAGGAGGGCGGCACGGCGGCCUGCAGGCGGAGCGAGAAAGCGCUGCGGGCGUAUGUGGCGGCGGCGUAUGUGCUGAGCUGGAUUGUGCAGAGCGUCGCCCUCACCUUCGUUUGGUACUACUACCGCCACCUCUCGAACGCGUUCGCGGAGGCUGCCGAGGAGGAGGAGAAGGCGAUGCUGCGCCCCAUGUCCUACGCGAGCACGCGCGGGUCGAGGAUGUCAUAUGCGUCGGCUGGGAUGGGCGGGGGUGGCGACAGGCGCAUGUCUAUGGGUGGGGACAGGCGGAUGUCGAGCUACGGCGGCCACCAGCGCGCAUCGAGUGCCAGCGACCCUCGCAUGUCCAUGGGCGGCGACCCUCGCAUGUCCAUGGGCGGUGAUCCCCGCAUGUCAAUGAGCGGGGACCGGCGCGCGUCGAACCGCACGUCUCGCCACGCUCCGAGCCCGCAGAACACCUAUCGGCAGUCGAUCCUUCGUAACUCUGUCGUGGUCGAUGAGCAGGGGAGGCAGAGGGGGUCGAUCCUGAUGAACAGGGACGAUGUCGACAUGGCGAGGGACGGCAACGGCGUGCGCCCAGUUGACGAGCCCUUCGUGCCCAACCCGUACAGCCGGCACUCAUAUGGCCACGCGCGCGGGGAGUCGUAUGGGCCGACAAACCGGGAGGCGUUCGUUCACUCGGGCGGCGACUCGUAUGGUCCCAGCAAUCGCGACUCUUACGGCCGGGAGAACCGCAUGUCGCUGCUCGCGGAGGAUAAUCAGCUCGUCGCUCGGGAUGAGCCCGCAUCUGACAUCGCGUUUCCCACCCCCGACGCCCGCCCCACACCGCCCGGGCUGACCCCGCCCGGCUCCGAGGAGUACUUCGACCCCUACUCGCCCGCACCGGCCCACUCCAGCAACUCGGACAGCAGCUACACGGGCAACGCGUCCUCUGGCUACCCGGCGAACCACUCGAGCUCGGGGUUAAACCGCUCUGGCUCAGGACUAAACCGCUCUGGCUCACGCCUCGGGCAUUCCAACUCGAACUCGGGCCUGGGUCACUCUGAGGGUACCGCGUACGGCGCGAGUCAGGACUCCCGCGCGACCUCCGCCUCCGAGCACGCGACGAUGAAGCCCGCGCCGUCGCGGCAGGUGUCCUACUCCGAGGGCCCUGCGCCCGGGCAGGCGCCCAGUCGGCGGGUGAGCUUUGAAGAGGAGGCGGCGUUGCGGGAGCAGCUGUUGGCCGCGCAGGGACGGGAGGCGCAGAGGCAGGCGGUGGCGGGGCAGGGUGCCUUUUCCUCGUCUAGCCAGGGUGCUUCGCGCGAGUCCGUGACGAUGCCCGGGGCUUUCUCGUCUCCUGAAGGAACGACUCCCGACGGUGCAGCACCUGCGCGCAAGCGCGUCAUCAGCUUCGACCUUUCCGGCAGCGCACCUCCGACGCCGGGUCGCGUGUCGCGCAAGUCGUCGUUCGCGCGUCUGCGCGGGAUGCUGUCGGGGUCGAAGGACGAGACGCAGCCGCUGGCAUCGACGAAGCAUUGAGCGUCCCGUGGUGAGGCAGCUUCUUUUCAUUCCUCAAGACCAAGUAAAUGUUCCUUGCUCGCCAAACAUCAGAUACUGAGGCCACCCCUAUAGAAUACUGUACAGUACUCGUACCUUUAUCUUCUCGAGCAUGUUC
Schizophyllum commune H4-8 is the source of this 2316-nucleotide messenger RNA. RefSeq lists its product as uncharacterized. The record is from RefSeq and is a predicted model, not a curated record. NCBI's taxonomy places the organism in Eukaryota, Fungi, Basidiomycota, Agaricomycetes, Agaricales, Schizophyllaceae. The transcript has 6 exons. The coding region runs from base 273 to 2180 and encodes 635 amino acids.